This is a messenger RNA of Scaptodrosophila lebanonensis, 563 nucleotides long. RefSeq names its product bolA-like protein DDB_G0274169. The record is from RefSeq and is a predicted model, not a curated record. NCBI's taxonomy places the organism in Eukaryota, Metazoa, Arthropoda, Insecta, Diptera, Drosophilidae. The transcript is spliced from 2 exons. Gene Ontology annotation, cellular component: mitochondrion. Bases 10 to 456 code for a protein of 148 amino acids.
ACUUAAAAUAUGUUCGGCUUAACUUUCCGUCGAUUUGUUGGAGUUCCCUCACAAAAACUAAAUCAACUAUUAGUCUCCGGUAACACAUUUGGAAACUUAUAUCAAUUGGCAGCCAUGUCGCAAACUCCUCAAUAUCCGCCAAUUGAAUCAGCCAUGCGCAAAGCUCUGGACACCAAGCUGCAGCCGGUCUACUUAGAGGUUAUCAAUGAGUCGCCACUGCACAAUACUAGACAGGCUGAGUCUCAUUUUCGUGUGUUUGUAGUGUCGGCCAAAUUCGACGAUCUGACCUUAAUCAAGCGUCACCGUCUGGUGAACGACACUAUAAAGAACGCGUUGCAGGAGGCUGGCUUUGAGUUUAUGCACGCGCUCUCCAUUGAAGCUAAGACGCCGAAGCAGUGGGAGCCCGAGCAGGAGCCGGAGAAGAGUCCGCCUUGUUUGGGCGGGUUUGGCAAAUAAAUGAUAUUGCUAUUAGCGUAAAAAUUAGGAUUGAACCAAUUUAUAUUUACAAAUGGAAUACUACUAUGAAAUCAACAAAUAUACACGACAGAGAGGGAAAUGUAAAA